AUGUAUAAACAAUACACGACUUGGAUAUAUCAUGGAGAGAGUGUUCAAAACUCAAAUAAUGAUCAAGUUGAGCUUGGUGUUAAUGAUAUAGAAGACCAAAGUGGAAAUGCUGAUGAGGUGCAUGAAUACUUGGAAGACAUACGGAUUGGAGAAUACAUGAAUAUUGAACAAGAAGAUAUUCAACAUAAUAGUAGUCCACUUAAUAUCCCUGAGGGUGAGGGGGAAGGGGGUGCAGAUAGGUUUGCGAGAUUGUUGCAAGAUUCACAAUGUGAGGUGUAUCCAGGUUGUCAAAAAUUCACAAAGUUGUCUUGUAUUCUUAGGUUACGCCAUCUAAAAGUUAUGAAUCGAUGGACUAACAAGUCGCUCACUAUGUUACUUGAGUUUCUUAAAGAGUUGCUGCCAAAAGAUGAGACAUUGCCAAAAUCCCAUUACGAGCUUAAAAAAAUAUUGCGUGAUUUAGGACUUGGCUAUGAGACGAUUCAUGCCUGUAAACAUGAUUGUGUACUCUUUUGGAAGGAAUAUGAGCAUAAUGAGGAGUGUCCUAAAUGUGGUGCACCUCGGUAUAAAUUCCAUGAAGGCAAAAGGAAAAAAGUUCCUCAGAAGGUUCUUCGAUAUUUUCCCUUGAAACCAAGGUUUCAAAGAUUGUAUAUGUCAAGAAAGACCGCGAAAGAUAUGAGGUGGCAUAAGGAAAAACGUGUUAAGGAGACGAAUGUUUUAAAACAUCCGGCAGAUUCUAGAGCUUGGGAGGAAUUUGAUAAUCAACAUGCAUACAAUGUGGCACCUUGGAAAUUGAUGAGGGAUCCAUAUGUGUUCAUGCCGUUGCUUAUUCCCGGUCCAAAAUCACCUGGAAAGGACAUUGACGUGUAUUUGAGACCAUUGAUAGAUAAGUUAAAAGAAUUGUGGGUGGAUGGUGUCUCAACUUUUGAUGCAUGUACUGGAAGAAAAUUUAAAUUACAUGCGGCAUGUCUAUGGACUUUAAAUGACCUUCCUGCUUUAGCGGAUUUGUCCGAUUGGUGUACGAAGGGGUACAUGCGGAAUCGUUCGAAGCAAUUUGAUGGUUAUAAGGAGCACAGAUUACCACCUAAGGAGUUGUCUGGGGAUGAGAUUCUAGAAAAAUUAGAACAAUUAGAUCAUAUAAGGGAUGUCAAUUUCGAGAAGGUACCAAAUAUUAAAAAGAGGAAACGUACUACAAUCGAGCUUAAUUGGACAAAAACAAGCAUUUUUUUUGAAUUACCAUAUUGGAGAUUGCUCAAGUUACAGCACAACCUUGAUAUCAUGCACAUCGAGAAAAAUAUCUGUGACAAUGUGUUGGGGACCUUGAUGAAUAUUGAAGGGAAAACAAAAGAUAGUUUGAAGGCUCGUCUGGAUUUACAAGAGAUGGGAAUAAGAAAAGAAUUGCAUCUUAUCUCUACUGGUGCAAAAUAUGUGAUGCCACCUGCAUGUUACACACUGUCAACAAAAGAAAAAAAGGAGUUUUGUGAAUGGUUGAAGACAAUUAAAUUUCUAGAUGGAUAUGCAUCUAACAUAUCUCGGUGUGUUAAUGUUGCAGAAUGCAAAAUAUACGGGAUGAAAAGUCAUGACUCGCAUGUUCUUCUGCAGCGACUCUUACCCAUCGGCAUUCGUGGUUGCUUAGAUCAUGAUAUUUGUAAUGCAUUGGUUGAACUUGGCAUUUUCUUUAAGGAGUUGUGUUGUAGGACGUUAAAGGUUGAAGUGCUAGAAGCUCUUGAGAGGGAUAUUGCUCUUAUACUUUGCAAGUUAGAGAUGAUCUUCCCUCCAACAUUUUUUGAUAUCAUGGUUCAUCUUGCUGUGCAUUUGCCCCGGGAGGCACUCAUAGCUGGUCCUGUACAAUAUCGAUGGAUGUACCCUAUUGAAAUAUUUUUGUGCACUCUUAAGUCAUACGUGCGCAACAAAGCACGCCCGGAGUGUUUAAUUGCUGAAGCUUACGUGGAUAGUGAAUGCAUAACUUUUUGUUCUUUGUAUCUCAGUGGAGUUGAGACACGGUUUAACCGUGAGGAACGGAAUUAUGAGGGAGAUCAAACUGUGCAAGGAGCUUCCUUGUAUGUAUUUAGACAAGUCCUUCGUCCAUUAGGUUCCUCAAGUUAUGAUACAUUGGAUUUGAUGGACAUUGAUAGGGCUCAUUUAUAUAUCAAGCAACUGAGACAACUAAAGGACUCAUCAAUAAAUGAUGAUACUUUUUCAUUAGCAUGUGGACCUGAACGACGAGUCAAACGAUACUCUGGUUGCAUUGUAAAUGGAUCAAGAUUUCACACAAAGGAUAGGGAGCAAAAUCGAAAAACUCAAAAUAGUGGUAUAUCUGUUAAAUGUGAAGGCGUUGAAUAUUAUGGUGUUUUAACAGAUGUAAUUGAGUUGAAAUACAUUCUAGGUAGAAAGGUUUUCAUUUUCAAGUGUGAUUGGAGGGAUGUUACUACAAAGCUGGGUAUACACAAAGAUCCCCACUUCACUAGCGUUAAUGUAUCACGUCAAUCGUACGAGGAUCAGCCGUUUGUUCUACCUCAACAAGUCCAACAAGUCUUUUAUGUGAAGGACACCAAAUUACGGGGUUCAUGGGAGGUGGUUCAGAAAAUAACUUGUAGAAGAAUAUUUGAUGUUUCAGUGGUGGAAGAUGGAAAGAGAGAGGAAGAGGAAGAUGAAAAUAACACUGAGAAUGAUGCAUAUCAAGAGUCUGAGCCUUGCAUUGUUGAUGGGGUUGUACAAGAUUGCCCAAAUAUAGAUCAAUUGUCGUUAAAUAGGGAUGACAUCCCCAGUGAUCAGAUUGAUGUAGAAGUUGUUCACAAGUGUAGGCAAGACACCCAUGUGGUUGACAAUGAAGAUGUUGAACUAUUUGAUUCCACCACUGAUGAGGAAUAUACUUUGCCUACUGAUGAUGAUACUGACGAGAGUGAUUGGGAAGAGGGAUAG
This is a messenger RNA of Cornus florida, 2919 nucleotides long. RefSeq lists its product as uncharacterized. The record is from RefSeq and is a predicted model, not a curated record. The transcript has 4 exons. Bases 1 to 2919 code for a protein of 972 amino acids. NCBI's taxonomy places the organism in Eukaryota, Viridiplantae, Streptophyta, Magnoliopsida, Cornales, Cornaceae.